AUGAUUUCUCAUCCCGAUAUACCCAUCCAAGAGCUUACCAACUAUCUCCCCACCGAAUUAAUCUCUGUCUCCAAGUAUCGCGAAAUGAAACUACAUCCCGUCGUCGACCUAAAUAAUCCUCUCUGCUGGUUCGAGCACUGGGCCGAAACCCACCCUGAUUGGGCCGCCUCCGAGAUCGCAGAAUCGAUCGGUAGAAACUCAAGUAUCAUUCACACAUGGAGCUAUGCAAAAUUGAAUCAAGAAGCUAACCGCGUAGCGGUAUUCAUUACAUCGCAUGGAAUUCACGGCCGUAUGAUUGCGAUCGAUGAAUCGUUACCGAUUGAGCGGAAGACUUUCUUGUUGAAAGAUAGUAAUUCCGCUAUAUAUUUCACCGAGGAAACUGUCGAUUUCGUCCCUGAAGGGUGUUUCCUCGUGAAUGUCAAUCACAAUCAAUAUCAAUACGACAGUGAUAUCGCUCUGAAAUUCGAAAAGAGCAGAGACGCGGUCGCAUAUCUUCUCUGUACUUUAGGGUCAACAGGUAAUCCCAAAGGAGUCCUAAUCAGCUGCGGCAAUCUCACUUCUUUCUGCGAAGCCCAAUCGGAGUUCAUCUACAAAUCUAUCCCUACGACUCGAGUGCUCGGUGGCGUUGGGAGAUUCCUCGGAUCAGUGAGUAGAGCGUUCGAUGUACAUGUGGCCGAGAUGUUCCUGGCCUGGCGACAUGGUCUUUCGUGUAUCACUGGAGUUAAACCUAUGUUGCUGGAUGAUUUACCUAUGGCGUUGCAAGAAUUGAAAAUCACACAUGCGGGGUUUGUACCGUCGCUGUUGGAUCAGUGUGGUUUGAUACCGAGUGAUGUUCCUCUGUUGAGGUAUCUGGGUGUGGGUGGUGAGAGGAUUUCUCAACGAACACUUGAAACAUGGGGUGAUUCGGAGAGCGUCACAUUGAUUAAUGCGUAUGGUCCUACCGACGCUACAAUUGGUUGUGCCUCGUCUGCCAUUGUGGACUCAAAGGUCAAUUUGAGGAAUGCAGGUCGUCCUCUAGGGGUCACCGUUGCCCAUAUACUUAUUCCUGGUACUCUCACGUACGCUAAGAGAGGAGUAGAGGGUGAACUUUGUCUGACGGGAAGUCUUGUCGGUAUUGGCUAUCAUAAUCGGGAUACUGGCGCUUUUAUCGAGAAUUUCCAUGCGCGGACAAUGUAUCGUACAGGAGAUCUUGUCAGAUUGAUGCCCGACGAUACAAUUGAGAGUUUCGGCCGCUCAGAUGAUCAAACGAAAAUUCGUGGUCAGCGUCUCGAAUUGGGUGAGGUCUCUGAAGCACUUUUCAGAAUGCAACUGAUCUCAUUCAUUGCGAGCAAUGCUAGGGCCGCGGCAAUUGAUGAGAAGGUCGAGAUGUCAGAUACUUUCGAGCAAAUUCAUGUCAGUAUUCGGGCUGGAUGUAGGAAAAGACUUCCUGGCUACAUGGUUCCGGAUGUGGUUAUCCCAAUGAACUUCUUGCCUCUCGCUCCCAUGUCUGAAAAGGCAGAUGUGAAGCAACUCAAGGCUCUCUUUUCUUCCAUACCGCUAAGUUACUUAUUGUCUGCUGAAAAAGGAAAAUCGGUUGGUGAUAAAACUGUUACGGUACGCGAAUUGAAUGAGCAAGAACUUGCUGUGGUUGAGAUACUCAAGUGUGUGGUUCCAGCUACCUCUGCAGAGCUCACUCCCUUGACCAACAUCUUCGAAGUUGGAGUAGAUAGUUUGUUAGCUAUCAGUCUUUCGACCCUGAUGAGAAAGGCUGGAUACACAUGCAGUGUUGCUGAUGUUCUCAGUAUUAGCACGGUUGAACAAUUAGCAUUGUUACCACGUGCAGAUAUUACACCGGAACAGGCCGCCAAAACCAGAGAAAAUGCUCUGAAGAAAACUGCUCGUGCCGAAACUGCUUUCCGAGACAGCCCUUUGGGCAAAAAGUCCGGGAUGAACGUUGAAGCCGUCCGACCCUGUUCACCCGUUCAAGAAGCCGUUGUAGCUCGAUCAUUAAAUAAGGAAGCUAGUGCUCUAUAUGUCAAUCAGAUCAUAAUUGAGUUGGCUUCUGACAUCGAUACUUCGAAACUCUCCCAGACUUGGAAUUUCUGUGCAGCAGCCAACGAAAUCUUAAGAAUCUGUUUCUGCCAAAUCAAUGAUGAUAUCUUGCAAGUUGUACUCAAGAAUGACUUUUCGAUAUGCCAUGGGCAGAACACAUCUACUCCAAAUCUAGCAAACAUUUCCCUGACCGUUCUAAUGCAAGAUGUUCUAAUGCGCUACCAAGGUAUCCCGACCUCCAAGCGACCUUCCACUAGCGCGCUAGUAGAAUACGUCGCUUCGCAAGACGAACUUGCUGCGAAGAGUUUCUGGGUUAAGAAAUUGGGAGAUUACAGCCCUCUACCUCUUACCAACGAUGAAAUCAACGAAGAAGAAAAAACCGAACCUCAAAUAUGCACACGAAUUUUGAAACCCAAUUUGAGCGCGAUCGAAGCCUUUGCUUCCAAAUUACACGUCACUCUUCCUUCAUUAACACAAGCGGUAUUUGGUCUUGCAAUAGCAAAAUUACUUUCGACUAAUGAUUCCGUGUUUGGGCUUGUCCUCUCCGGACGUACAGUUCCUAUUCCUAAUAUCAAGAAACUUCUUGCUCCGACAAUUACGACUGUACCGCAACUAAUUGGUCUUCGCAAGAACGAUGCCACUAUUCUGGAUAUCUUGACUGUGCUCCAGAAGUCUUCCGGUCAAAUGCUGCAGUUUCAGCAUAGCUCUCCGAGAUCGAUUCACAAAUGGGUGGAAGCCGAUCGUCCGCUCUUCAAUUGUCUCUUUUCAUUCAUGAAUACGGGGGAAAAAGAAGCGGACAAUGGCUUUGGAAAAUUGGUUGAUAGUUAUAUGCCUCCUGAUUAUCGAUUCGCGGUCGAAUUCGAAGCAAGACAUCCAUCAAAUGAUUCAGUGAUUUGCGCGGGAUAUACCUCCAAAUUUGGCUCUGCUCCUAAAGUCAACAAUCUCCUCGAAUUGAUCGACAUCACAUCUUCCUCCGAAAUCUUUGACGACGGCGAAGAAUUACCCGAAGACCAAGCGAGCAAGACCAUCUUACUCGGCCUCGGCGAUUUUGCAUCCGAAGACGUUUCUCGCACCAGUACCUUUCUCCGUCUCGGCAUCGGCUCCGUCAUUGCUAUUCGUUUCGCCAAAGAACUGCGUAGCGUGGGUCUCCAGGUUUCAUCUUCGGAUAUCGGACGAUAUCCCAGUAUUGCAGCUCUAGCAAGAGCUGUUUCGGGUAAGAGCAAAGCCCAAUCGACUGCUAAACCCUCUAUAGUCAAAACGACGAAUUUGUUGGAUAAACAUAAAGCGAGUAGUCCUCUGUUAGCGGAAGAUGAUAAAAUUACUGAUAUCUAUGCUUCUACACCUCUGCAAACCGGUAUCUUAACCCAAACAAUUGCUACAGGUGGAAAAUUAUAUCUUCAUUAUCCUGCAGUCAAGCUCUCUCCAAAUAUCGAUAUUGCCCCUUACUCGCAGGGGAUUUCGAAACCUUCGACUCCUUUUUCUGAAGCUGCAAAACUUAUUACAGAGCGUCAAGGGAAAAGUGUUGAGUUCUGGCUCAACAGAUUGGAUAAUUACAAGAGUAUCGCCCUUCCAUCUUCCACCGUCCCUGCAAAAAUUACCUCCCUGUCGCAAAUGACCAUCCAAAUGCCACUUUCCGAAAUCCCUCACCGCUGCCAGGAAAUGAAUAUCUAUCUGCAAUCUGUCGCUCUUCUCGCAUACGCCAAAACUCUCUUUUGUUUUGUCAAGCGUCGUGAUAUCGUAUUCGGACAUGUUGUCUCCGGACGUUCAUUACCACUUCCAGAUAUAGAACAAAUUCUCGGAUUACGCAAGUCAAAUCCAAGAAGUGGUUAUCCAAGGACAGGAAAAUCAACAUGCUUCUCUACCUACGAUCCAAAAACUUUGGCGACAGAAAAUUAUUUUCACAGAUGGGGCGUUGCUGGAUGCGUUAUUUGUGUUCCAGAAAGUGGGAAAGACAGAUGGGCAGGAAGAAAACUCUGGAGCGUGAUGGAUGGGGGUGAGAGUCGGGAUGCAACGGAGUAUGGUUUGAAUGUGGAAGUCGAACAAGGAGAGGAUGAGGUGAUUAUCAGUGCUGGAUCACCUGAUGGCCGCAUCAAUACUGAAGAUCUCAAUCUGAUUUGUCAAACUUUUGAUGAGGCUUUGAGAGAUAUUCUUGAGAAUCCUCAGAGAAGAGUUGUUGCUUUUCCGGAGCAAUCGAAAGGUUUACCUCCUGAGGGUAUACCCCAGAGCAAGAUUGAAACUACAGAAGAUUAUAGUGAUGUGGCGGAUGCACCGAUGCUCGAGGUUGUUCGUGCAGCUUUGGCGGAGGUGGCUAAUUUACCUACGGAUUCCGUGACGUUGCAGACGAGCAUCUUUUUCUUCGGUGUCAAUUCCAUCGUUGCAAUCCGUGUCGCAUCUAUUUGUCGCAGACGCGAUGUCCCAAUUAGCGUUGCCGAUAUCCUGCAAAAAAAUUCUCUCGGUGGUAUCCUCCGAAUUCUCGUCGCAAAAUCGAAAACCAUUACUCAACAACAAGAUACGACGAUAGAAAUUCUCUCCCCCGAAGCCAAAGCAAGUGCACUUUCACUUCUCAAACAUCCCAAAGCUACCGUGCAGGAAAUUUACCCGCGAUGGCGGGGCAAGAAUAUCACUCGUGAGAAGAUUGAUGUAGUUCAUUUGAGAAAUGUGUGGAGGGAUCUUCAAUUACGACACUCGGUUUUGAGAACGGUGUUUACUGCUCCCAUACCCGAAUCUGCGUAUCAGAUUGUAUUCAACCCAGAGGUCAUCACGGAUGGAACGUUUACUGUUAUACCCGCUCAAUCAGUAGAUGAAGAAUUAGUCUCGGCUAUUAAACGACAAGUCCAUCACUGGACUCAAAGACCCUCAACACUUUUCACUCGACCGAUUAGUCUCUGUGUCGUCCGGACCGCAACGAAAGAUGCUGUAUUAUUCAAAAUCCAUCACUCUCUCUACGAUGCAUGGAGCAUGAUUGCACUCAUCAAAGAAGUCUGUACUCUCUACACUCAACCCUCAAAACAACAGCGAAGACCAAGACCGCAACACCUCCCAAACCUUCCUCCACCUCAAAAACUCCAUUCCCCACCUCAGACCCUCCAAAAUCUCGCCCGCACCCACAACACCAGUCUCCCCACCAUCCUCAUGCUAGCAUUUGCACAUAAUCUCGCCCAUCUAACCCACACCACGCAUCCCACCUUCGGAUUCUUCCAAGUGGGACGCGCGAGUUCUUUCAAUGGCGCAGAAAUAGUGCUCGCUCCGACUGUUAAUCUACUUCCUGUUUCUAUCCCUGUUUCCGGAGGCGAGGAAAGGGAUAUCCUGAUGGAGAUUCAGAGGGAUAUGAGUCAGCGGAUUGCGUGGGAACAGAGUCAGCUGAGGGAUGUGGUGGGUUGGGCUCGCGGUACGGAAUCAUCGCAGCCGUUGUUUAAUGCGAGUUUGAAUGUGCUGUUUCAUGCUCCGGGUAGGGAUGCUAAUUAUACCUCUCCAGCACAAAAAUCCGAAGAACUUCCCACCCCCCUCCCCAUCGGUGUCCCCACAGAUUUCGCACCAAAAAGAAAAAUCGAAGGGGAAACAGCAAUACAGAGAGUCGAUACAACGUAUUUGGCGAAGAGGAAUCUGUUUGUGGAUGUGGGCGAGGGAGAAAAUGAUUGUGUGGAUUUUGGAAUUAAGGUCGAUGAGAUUUUGAUGGGGGAAGAGGAAAUACGAAGGUUUGUGAAGGGGGUGGCGAGGGAGGUAGAGGGGGUUAGGAGGGGGUUGAUGGGUUUGGUUUGA
This is a messenger RNA of Botrytis porri, 5790 nucleotides long. RefSeq lists its product as uncharacterized. Gene Ontology annotation, cellular component: cytoplasm. Gene Ontology annotation, biological process: secondary metabolite biosynthetic process; amino acid activation for nonribosomal peptide biosynthetic process. The coding region runs from base 1 to 5790 and encodes 1929 amino acids. The transcript has 9 exons. The record is from RefSeq and is a predicted model, not a curated record. Gene Ontology annotation, molecular function: catalytic activity; phosphopantetheine binding. NCBI's taxonomy places the organism in Eukaryota, Fungi, Ascomycota, Leotiomycetes, Helotiales, Sclerotiniaceae.